Messenger RNA from Sorex fumeus (smoky shrew), 1987 nucleotides. RefSeq names its product TEPSIN adaptor related protein complex 4 accessory protein (gene TEPSIN). The transcript is spliced from 13 exons. Gene Ontology annotation, cellular component: trans-Golgi network membrane. Lineage: Eukaryota; Metazoa; Chordata; Mammalia; Eulipotyphla; Soricidae. The coding region runs from base 18 to 1568 and encodes 516 amino acids. The record is from RefSeq and is a predicted model, not a curated record.
CGAGAGUGACGGGCGUCAUGGCGGCCUCGGCGCAGCUGCGGGACCGACUCCUCUUCCUGCAGCGGCUCCCCGUCCUGCUGAAGGGGACCGCGGACGACGAGGCCCCGUGUCCCGGCUACGUGUUCCAAGAGGUCGUCAAGAUCUCGCACGAGUCCCCGGGAAGCAGCCUGUGCCUCCUUGAGUACCUCCUGGCCCGGCUGCACGGGGGCUCAGGCCGCGUGAAGCUCAAGGUGCUGAAGCUGCUGCAGCAUCUGAGCAUGCGCGGCUCCCCUGCCUUCCUGCAACUGCUGCGCCGCUGCCCCUCCUGCAUCCAGGAAGCUUCGGUGUUUGCAGGCCCCCCGGACCCCCUCCACGGGAACAGCUUGUACCAGAAGGUGCGGGCGGCGGCGCAGGACCUGGGGAGCACCUUGUUCUCAGACCCCGAGUCUCCAGUGCCACCUUCGCAGCCCCCUCAGGCCUUGCCGCAUGCAGGAAUGGGCUCCCAGUCCCGGCCCCGGGGUGCGCUCCAGGGCUUCGGCUACAGUGAGGAGCGGCCAGGCUCCGCGGGGGAAGCGUUCCUGUCCAGCAUGCAGAGGGCGGCCGAGGUGCUGGUCCACGCCAUGCGCCCCACGCCCGCGGGCCCCGCCUGCCCGGCGCCCGGGCUUGCCGGCUCCUACCAGCCCGUGGUGACGCCCGCACCCCGCAGCCCCCGGCCCGGGGCUGUGCCAGGGGCUGGGGUCCGAGCAGCACAGCACCAGCCUGGACGGGCUGGUGGGGGCUGGGACGAGCUGGACAGCAGCGACCCGAGUGUGCAGGGUGACAGCGAACCCGGCAAGGCCUCCGAGGGCGGCUCUGACGGCGACCUGACUGACAGGAACGAGGUGGAGACCCUGCAGGACUGCCAGCCGGAGCUGGGCCUGGUUUGCGCCGUGACCAGGGGACCCCGCGCCUUCCUGAACCGCGAGGAGACUCGUUGCUUCCUCAAAGAGUGUGGGCGGCUCAACUGUGAGGUGGUCCUGCAGCUGCUGCUCAGCCGCCUGGAUGGGCCCGAUGAGUGUGCACAGAUGCGGGUGCUGAGCGCAGUGGCCUCGCUGGGAGGCAGUGACCUCCUGUCUGCGGAGCACAUCCUGCUGCUGGCCCAGCCACGGCUGCACGAACUGGGCACCAGCACCCAGGGGCCUGUGGCUACCAAGGCCACCAAGAUCCUGAGGCACCUGGAGGCAGCCUGCAGGCAGCGGCCCCCCAUGCCGGGGCCCCCGGGCCCACCCAGUCACGCCGUCACCCGAGGGGGUCCGUGCGACCUGUUGGCGGACACUGUGCCCUUCUCCCGGGAUGCAUCUCCGCCCUCGCCCCCUAGCCUGGUGCCCCCGACCCCACCCACCCCGACGGACACCAGGGAGCCUCCGAGCGAGCAGGACCCUGGGUCUGCGCCCAGCCCAGAUGGCAGCCUCGGCUCCCUGUUCGCAGGCAUGGAGCUGGUGUCUUGUGCCCGCCUGUCGGGGCCAGAGCGGACCCCAGUCUCCCAGAGGGGGUCAGCCCUGGAACCGCCCACCCACGAACCUUCUGUGUUUGCGUUUCUGAACGUGUGACUCACGGGUGCCCCAAGGGCCUGACUUGGUGACAGCAGCUCAGAGCAGGCGUCUGGCCGGACUCCAGACAGCCACACUGGGCCCCGGGCUGUGCCUGAGCAUGCCUGGGGGCCUGACUGGGGGUGUCUGCUGUGCUGCCUCCAUCACCCUAAGGCCACUCCCGAGGGGAAAGGAACCCCAGUUCCCAGGGGUGCCGCCAGCUAGGUCCCCCGACACUUCUGUGGGGAAUGUGGCAGAGACUGCCCAUCCCAGGAUCUAGGGAGGGCCACUCUAGCCUCUGUCCUGUCGUGUUGGCACUUCACAGCAGAGGGCCACAGGCAGUGGGGCCUGGCGUGCUAGUCUUGGGUGAGGGGGCUGGGCCUGGUCCUUCCUGGCAGUCCCGGUGUGUAGCCCCUCCAGACACCAAGGGCUGGGACCAA